UCGAAAACGAAACAAGGGACACAAAAAUAAAGCAUUUAUAAACAUGGCUGAGGGUGUUGAUUUGGCUUCAAUAAAAGAUGGCUCGGAUGCUGACUUUGUGUACACGUGUACACCAUGUGGGGAAGAUAAUGUCAGAGAAGAAGCUGUCAAGUAUUGCCCCGUAUGUGAGGAAUAUCUGUGUUCUACAUGUACCCGACAUCAUGGUCGACAAAAAGCUACACGGUCACAUGUGUUAAUAGAUUGUGAUGUUUCAACAAAAGGGUCAACGGUAACCAUGGUUACCAAGUGUCGUUACCAUCCAGAUCGUGACAUUGAAAUGUUCUGUGGAGAACAUGACAUGGUGUAUUGCACGAAAUGUAUUGCCAAAGAUCACAGAUCUUGCAGAGGAGUAUCAGAUUUAGAAGAAGUUACUAUUUCUUCCAACCAGCAAAAUGAAUUUGAGCGAAAAACUUCCAAUAUGGGAAACAUUCAGGCGCGUUUAGAGGAAACUGAACGGAAGAUGCAGACAAACACCGAUAACGUUGAGAAGCAAAGAAGUGACGUAAUUUCACAGGUAGAGGCAAUUGAAAGGGACUUGGUAGAACAUAUUCAGAAGUUGAAGCAUGAAGCAUUGGAAGCUCUGGAGACAGAAUAUUCUUUGGUUAAAGAGGAUCUGAGAACAAAUAUCUCUCAAAUAAGUAAACUUAAACAACAAAUUGAGAAAACAACUAGCCAGCUACAGACAGUCCAUAAUCUUAAUAUAAGAGAACAAUUUGUUCAGACAAAACUGAUACAACAAACUGUAAACGAUGCAAUGAAAGUGAUUGAACAAAGCGAGGAUAAAGGUCGUGUGUGUUUACGUUUUACAGAGAAUACAGAAUUAAAGUCUUCUAUCGCAACAUUAAUAUGUCUAGGGCGUGUACAGAGAGUAAUAGAGAAGAACAGUCUAUUAACAUCAAAAAUAUAUAAAGUAAGUUCACGGAAGGAGAUUAAUAUGAAGAUGACAAAUGACCGUCAUGAAUGCUACAUUAAUGAUAUAUGUCAGCUUGCAGACGGUACAAUCAUACUGGCUGACUAUUAUAAUGACAGGAUAAAGAGGCUUGAUGUGAAUUAUAACAUUAAAGAUUGUUUGGAUCUAGAAUCAUAUCCUAGAGGUAUCUGUUGUACUGGUAAUACUGAGGUCGCUGUGAAACUUGUCGACAACAAAGUUUGGUUUAUAUCAGUAGGAAACUCGUUAUCUAAGGUGAGAGAUAUAUCUGUUACAGGUGGAGGUUACAACGGAAUGACAUAUUGUGAUGGAGAGUUGUGGGUAUCUUAUGUAAAUGGUGUAAAUGUAUACAGUAUGACUGGUACAUUAAUAAAGACUAUCAGUAUUGAGGUUAAUGGCCAACGCAUAUGUAAAUCAAAUACACAACAAAAUGUUGUCAGUGGAGAUACUGUUUUUGUAACAGAUUUUAGUGAUGGUGCCGUCUGUCUGAACAGAGAUGGUACUGUGAAGAGAGAACUGAGAGAUAAAAGGCUUGCCACCACACGUGGUGUAUGUGUAGCCGAUGAGGGGACUGUGUUUAUUUCUGGUUUUAGUUCACACAACAUCAUAAUGUUUGAUAGAGAUGGUAAAUGUCUGGGCGAAUUAGUUUAUAAUCAAGGUGGUCUUAAGAAGCCAUUGGCUAUGUGCUAUGACACAAAGAAAACCUGUGUAUUAGUUUCGUCCCUUUCAUCGGAAAAAUUAGUUGUUUUGAAUUUCUCUCAUUAAACAAAGAAAAUAGAAAGAAUUUAGCAAUACUCUUUACUGCAGGAAAUUCAUGUUUAUAUCAUAUUAGCUAAUGGAGUAUGAUGAAACAAUAGUGUAUAUCAGUUUAUAAUGAAUCAUAUACAUUGUGUAUCUAAGAAAUAUCAGUCCGGCAAAAAAUGUAAUGAUUUCUAUAUUGUUGAACUUGCUUAAUAUAUCAAUAUAAUUAUAAAGACACAAAUCGUGUAGACAAUUUAACAUAAAUAUAAUAGAGAAAAUGUAUAUUUUUAACGACUAAGGGAUAUCUUUGUGAUGAAUAGAAAAAUGUGCCAACGUACUUGUAAAAUGUCAACUUUUAAAACAAUAAUUGUGUAUUGUAACUUUCUUCUCUAAUUAUAUAAUGAACAUAUUUUCAGUGUAGCUUUUUAGGUGAAUUGUUUUUAUAGCCGACAAGUCUCUUAUUAAUCUGCAAUAUAUUCUGUAUAAUGUAUUACGAAAUGCUGAUUUAUACAUAAUUAUUUGUAUAUACAUGAGGCUGAAAUAAAUAUAUAUGAAAAUACCCUUCUUCUAUAAGCACUGGCACCUAUGAAAAUAGGUGUCCUUUCCCCCUUGGGCGUAAACAUUGCUUACCUUUAGUACUGGUGAAUCCAAAAACAGGUAAGAGAGUUUGUCUAUAAGUUUAUAGACUCAUAAACAAUCAAACAAGAAUAUUUCUGUAUAAAUUGAUAAAGGUAAUAAUUUUAUAAAAAAAAUCUAAUACUUGGUCAUAUAACUGUGCCUUGGUUAUUGAGCAGAAACACACAUGUCUACUAACGAAAUGUACAUGUACCAACCUUUUAGAAGUGGGUGUUUUUAUACAAUAAUUGGUGAUAAAAAUAUAAGAAAUUAAAACGUAAUUUUAUCAUGUUUUAUUUUCAUUCAAUAGUAAGGAUAAACAAAUUAAUUUGUCAGGUAAAAUAAACACUCACAAUGCUAUGAGAUGACUAUCAGUCUAACAUUUAUUUGAUCUUAGCACAAAAUAUAUAUGCAUGUACCCAAAGAAUUUAAUCAGUUUAAAUUUAUGUAAUCACAAAAUCAAAUAUACAUUUGAAAUAAAUACACCAUAUUUUAUACUGUUAUGAAUUAUA
Messenger RNA from Ruditapes philippinarum (Manila clam), 2835 nucleotides. RefSeq lists its product as uncharacterized. Gene Ontology annotation, molecular function: ubiquitin-protein transferase activity; zinc ion binding. Lineage: Eukaryota; Metazoa; Mollusca; Bivalvia; Venerida; Veneridae. The record is from RefSeq and is a predicted model, not a curated record. Gene Ontology annotation, biological process: positive regulation of DNA-templated transcription. Gene Ontology annotation, cellular component: nucleoplasm; chromatin. The transcript has 3 exons. Bases 44 to 1732 code for a protein of 562 amino acids.